This is a messenger RNA of Cutaneotrichosporon oleaginosum, 2733 nucleotides long. RefSeq lists its product as uncharacterized. Gene Ontology annotation, biological process: ribosome biogenesis; maturation of SSU-rRNA from tricistronic rRNA transcript (SSU-rRNA, 5.8S rRNA, LSU-rRNA); endonucleolytic cleavage of tricistronic rRNA transcript (SSU-rRNA, 5.8S rRNA, LSU-rRNA). Lineage: Eukaryota; Fungi; Basidiomycota; Tremellomycetes; Trichosporonales; Trichosporonaceae. The record is from RefSeq and is a predicted model, not a curated record. Gene Ontology annotation, molecular function: GTP binding; U3 snoRNA binding; GTPase activity. Gene Ontology annotation, cellular component: nucleus; preribosome, small subunit precursor.
CUUCUUACUGCUUACUAUCUCGACCGCAAUGGCAUCGCAAGGCCAUCAUCAUCGCCCUACUCUUAAACAGUCCAAUAAGUCGUUCAAAUCCAAGCAUGCGUCCAAGGGUGCGAGGAAGGCUGCAGCGAAAGGGAAGCCUGCGAUCAUUUCUGCCCCAAACACAUCAGCGCGCAAGGCAGUUGACGCUGGCGCAAAGCGUAUCCGCCUGAAUCAACAAUCUCAAAAGCGCGAUGCCAAGCAACGCGCCGGGCGCGAGGAUGCCAAGUUCUUCACCAUGAGCUCUAAUGGCGGCAAGGUUCCACGCAUUGUAUCCAUUGUGCCACUUUCACCCACACUCUCUGGCGAGCGCUUGGUGCGUGGAUUACUGCCCGCCCUCGGCCUCUCGGAAGCAGAUAUCAUGGGGCUCGACUGGGAUGGCCGCUCGUCCUUUGUUACCGCCGCCCCGCGGUUCAAGUCAUCCAUCCACUUCAAUAUUUUGCCUCCACUUCAGCUGUUCCCAGCUUUGGACGCCGCCCUAACCAGCGACAUUGUCAUUAUCCUGCUCAGCAGUGCGGAUGAGGUUCAGCUUGAGGGCGAAGCCAUCUUAAGGUGUCUACAAGGACAGGCUGGUGCUGUGACCACUCUCGCCUGCGUCCAGGCCCCAGAAAUGUCUCCUCUCGCGGGCUCCGCCAAAUCACUGGUGCACAAGUCGCUUUUGUCCUUUUCGCGCUAUUUCUUCCCAUCCGUGAAUAAGAUCUUCUCUGCUGACACGGCGAACGAGGCUAUAUUGCUGGGGCGUGCGCUGUGCGAAACAUCGCCGGCCUUCAUCCACCAUCCUGAUGGCCGGGCAUGGCUGGUGGCUGAAGAGCAGCCAGUCUGGAGCGCCGUCGGGAGUACUGUCACCGGCGGUGAUCAACCAGUCGUCGAGCCCGGGUUGCUGCGAGUGACAGGCACUGUGCGUGGCGGACGAUUGAGCGCGAAUCGUCUUGUGCACUUGCCCGGAUACGGCGACUUCCAGAUCCAGGAGAUAUUGGCCGCGCUUCCGCGCUCGAAAGAGCUAUCCACCGACUCUCCACUUGUCUGUCUGUCUUCACCUGGGGCUGAUGCCGACGACUUGACUGCCAACAAUGUGCCUGACCUUCUUGCCAACGAGCAGACGUGGCCGACUGAAGAGGAUAUGAUGGGGGCGUCAGAAGCCGAGAUGGACGGGCUUGCGAAGCGCGUGAAGCGCGUCCCCAAGGGUACCAGCGCCUACCAGGCGGCGUGGAUCUUUGACGAUGAUGAUGAUGAAGGGGACGCAACCGAUGCCGAUGUCGAUGAGUCCGGCAGCGACAUGUCGAGUGCUGAACCGACGGAAUCAGGUAAAGUUAUUCACCUUGAAACCCCUAUGCGCACCGCUCACACCUCCCUAGGCGUGAACACUCCGCAUUACGACCAAGAGGAUGAGCUAGAGGACGUCGAGCUCGAUGAGCGCACUGAGGUUCACCAGGAGAUGACAGCUGAAGAGGAAGAGGCUGAAUACGAAACGUAUCUUCGCGAACGAGAGAGGGCGCAACGCGACGACAUCAACUUUCCAGAUGAGAUCGAUACGCCACGGCACAUUGCAGCCAGCGUACGCUUCCAGCGUUACCGUGGGCUCCGGAGCUUUCGCACCAGUCCAUGGGAUCCAUAUGAGAAUCUCCCUCUGGACUAUGGCGAAAUUUUCCAGUUCGAGAGCUUCGCAGCCACCCAGAAGCGAGUGGAACGUGAAGCCCGUGAGGAGGGAGUUGCGCUUGGCACGCGCGUUACUUUAGUCAUAAGCAACGUUCCGCGCCAGGUUGCGAUCGACAGAGCGGCGGGCCUUCCGUUUGUCAUCCACGGACUCCUUCGUCACGAACACAAACAGACGGUUCUUCAUUUUGCAGUUCAGAGGAACACCGAGUAUACGGAGCCUGUGCGAGCGAAGGAUCCCCUUGUCAUUUGCGUCGGACCGCGGCGCUACAACAUCAACCCACUGUUUUCUCAGCAUGUGCGAGGAGGUGGCAAGGGUGUCAACAAUGUCCACAAAUCGGAGCGCUAUCUGAAGCCUGGUGCGACGACGGUGGUCACGACGUAUGGCCCAGCGUGCUUUGGCAAACUCCCAUGUUUGCUGCUCAAGCAAGGCUCUCGAGCUGAGCUUCCUGACCUGGUCGCAAUGGGUUCGUUCCUCUCCUCUGAUCCAACAAGGAUCAUCGCCAAACGCAUUGUUCUUACAGGCCAUCCUUUCAAGGUUCACAAGAAAACUGCGACAAUCCGCUACAUGUUCUUCAACCGUGACGAUGUUCAGUAUUUCCAAUCCGUGGAGCUUCACACAAAGUAUGGUCGUACUGGACACAUCACCGAAGCCCUCGGGACUCAUGGAUACUUCAAGGCCCACUUUGACGGCCCUAUUCAACAGAUGGACACUGUCUGCAUGAGUCUUUAUAAGCGACAGUUCCCAAAGUGGUCGACAUUGUUCCACCCGCCGACUGGAUCAACAUCUCAGGCAGAUUUCGACACGCAAAUGGAGUUGGAAUGAACAGCACAUAGACACGUAUAUGUUUGUAUGUCCGCCACAUCAUCACAUUGCUAUUGCCCCGUGUCCCGUGCGCCCACCCCGAUGCCCAGACUAUGGGGCAUGGGCGGCUUACGAGUUGCGGCUACAGCUUCUAAUGUCGCGUUCGCUUGCUCGAGUGAGAUUGGAGUUCGUGUUGAUGCAGGUUGUGCCGCGAUGAAUAAGUGAUUAAGCAAGGCGGA